This is a messenger RNA of Fusarium poae, 1092 nucleotides long. RefSeq lists its product as uncharacterized. Lineage: Eukaryota; Fungi; Ascomycota; Sordariomycetes; Hypocreales; Nectriaceae. The record is from RefSeq and is a predicted model, not a curated record. The coding region runs from base 1 to 1092 and encodes 363 amino acids. The transcript is spliced from 3 exons.
AUGCGCGUACAUCCUACAUCUACAGGCCCCAAUCUUUUGGACCUCCCUAACGAACUGAUCUGUGCUAUUGGUGCUGCGGCCGAUAAUAGGGAUGCCAGGUCCUUGUCAGCAACAUGCCGCCGACUUCAAGCGAAUCUGACCAGUGUUGUAUGGUCUCGAGUUAAACUCUCCAUCUCGCUCUGUGAAAUCUCCCACGAUGUCUAUAAUUUCACCCCCUACCUUGGAGAACAUUGCGAGAGACUUGGUCUCAUCAAAGAGGUGGCUAUCAACUUUGAUGACUGUGACACGAGACCGCCCUGCUAUUCUGGUGAGCUACUAUCGACGUCUCGUGUUGCAUCUUUCAUCAAGGCGAUGACAUCGCUCAAAUCACUCUCACUCGAUGUCCGAGUUCUGUCUGCCGAGGGAAUCAAGACAUUGGCCGAUGAACUCUGCUAUGGAUCUCGCAUCCACCUCCGAUAUUUAGAGCUGAGGUGCAAAGACAACGGCCACUAUUUGAUGAAAUGCUUUGGAGAGGCCACAGACCCUGGUUCUUUUAAGUCCAUAGCAACUCCAGGGUUCUCUUCGCAUGUUGAGAGCCUCUCUAUUAACCGACCCAUGGGAAUGACACAAUCAAGAUCGAAGCCUGACUCAAUAACUCAUGACGAGAUAAAAUAUAUUGCCAAAAGAUACCCACGGCUGAAGUCUCUGGUCUUUCGGGAGGUAUUCCUUUGUUUGUCUUCGUAUUCAUACCUAUAUUUUAACGACGAUGAGCUUCGUAUGUACGGCACGAUGCUGGGCUCGGUGUUGAAGGAGAAGCUACCCACCCUACAGCGCUACGUUUGUACAAUACCUCUUUUCAGCCAAAGUUCUCUUGUGUCCCAUUUAUCCCGCCUCAGGCCUUUCAUCAGUCUGGUUGCGGGAGAUCAUCCGGCGCUGAACGAGAUGGUGGUUAUCAUCCGCCCCACGUACCUGAUUCGUUGGGAGCGCGACAGCAACCAGAUCACUCUGAAAGAAUGUUUAGGGCCGUGGCUCUUCAGUUCUAUGUCCACGUUUGACCAGACAAUGGGCGAAUCGCUGUUACUCAAUACGAUCCCACUAAACUCUGACGAAUAG